CCCAAAUGGCCCAAAGGAAUUUUUCAGAGAGAAACUAAUUGCAGAGUUUCCAGUUGACCAGCAUUCAUAGGAAUGAAGACAAACACAGAGAUGGUGUGUCUAAGAAAUUUUAAAAGGUGUAGACCUCCUGAUUGAAGCAUUGUCACAUUAUUGGAGUAAUUUUUUUAUUGUCUUUCUGUACUCCUACAAGGGAAAGUCAUGAUUACACUAACAGAACUAAAAUGUCUAGCAGACGCCCAAUCAUCUUAUCAUAUCCUAAAACCGUGGUGGGACGUCUUCUGGUAUUACAUCACCCUGGUCAUGCUGCUGGUGGCCGUGCUGGCCGGUGCUCUGCAGCUGACGCAGAGCAGGGUUCUCUGCUGUCUUCCAUGCAAGGUGGAAUUCGACAAUCACUGCACCGUGCCUUGGCACAUCCUGAAAGCCAGCGUGAAUGCGUCCUCCAAUCCCGGGACGCCUCUUCCACUCCCCCUCAGAAUCCAGAACGACCUCCACCGCCAGCAGUACUCCUACAUCGACGCCGUCUGCUACGAGAAGCAGCUCCACUGGUUCGCAAAGUUUUUCCCCUACCUGGUGCUCUUGCACACGCUCAUCUUUGCAGCCUGCAGCAACUUUUGGCUUCACUACCCCAGCACCAGCUCCAGGCUGGAGCACUUUGUGGCCAUCCUUCACAAGUGCUUCGAUUCUCCGUGGACCACCCGCGCCCUGUCGGAAACAGUGGCGGAGCAGUCAGUGAGGCCCCUGACACUCUCCAAAUCCAAGGUUCUGCUCUCAUCCUCGGGGUGUUCAGCUGACGUGGAUGCCAGUAAGCAGUCAUUGCCCUACCCGCAGCCUGGCCUGGAGUCGGCUGGCAUAGAAAGCCCGACCUCCAGUGUCCUGGACAAGAAGGAGGGUGAACAGGCCAAAGCCAUCUUUGAAAAAGUGAAAAGGUUCCGUACGCACGUGGAGCAGAAGGAUAUCAUUUACAGAGUGUAUCUGAAGCAGAUAAUUGUCAAGGUCAUCUUGUUUGUCUUCAUCAUAAGUUAUGUUCCAUAUUUUUUAACCUAUAUCACUCUUGAGAUUGACUGUUCGAUUGACGUGCAGGCUUUCACGGGGUAUAAACGUUACCAGUGUGUCUACUCCUUGGCGGAAAUAUUUAAGGUCCUAGCUUCGUUUUAUGUCAUUCUGGUUAUACUUUAUGGUCUCACCUCCUCCUACAGCUUGUGGUGGAUGCUGAGGAGCUCCCUGAAGCAAUAUUCCUUUGAGGCACUGCGGGAGAAAAGCAACUACAGCGACAUACCCGACGUGAAGAAUGACUUCGCGUUCAUACUCCAUCUGGCUGAUCAGUACGACCCCCUUUAUUCCAAACGCUUCUCCAUUUUCCUCUCGGAGGUCAGCGAGAACAAACUGAAGCAGAUCAACCUCAAUAACGAGUGGACGGUGGAGAAACUGAAAAGCAAGCUGGUGAAAAAUUCCCAGGACAAGGUAGAACUGCAUCUUUUUAUGCUAAACGGGCUUCCAGACAAUGUCUUUGAGCUGACUGAAAUUGAAGUGCUCAGCCUGGAGCUGAUUCCCGAGGUCAAGCUGCCCUCCACUGUCUCCCAGCUGGUCAACCUCAAGGAGCUCCAUGUGUACCAUUCAUCUCUGGUGGUCGACCAUCCUGCCCUGGCCUUUCUAGAGGAGAAUCUAAAAAUCCUCCGCCUGAAAUUUACAGAAAUGGGGAAAAUUCCACGCUGGGUAUUUCACCUGAAGAAUCUCAAGGAACUUUAUCUGUCUGGCUGUGUUCUCCCUGAGCAGCUGAGUACCAUGCAUUUGGAGAGCUUUCAGGACUUAAAAAACCUGAGGACCCUCUACUUGAAGAGCAGCCUGUCCCGGAUCCCACAAGUCAUUACAGACCACCUGCCUUUCCUGCAGAAACUGUCCCUCAAUAACGAGGGAAGCAAACUGGUUGUGUUGAACAACCUGAAAAAAAUGGUCAAUCUGAAAAGCCUAGAGCUGCUCAGCUGUGACCUUGAACGCAUUCCACACUCCAUCUUCAGCCUGAACAAUCUGCAUGAGUUAGACUUAAAAGAAAAUAACCUUAAAACUGUGGAGGAGAUCAUUAGCUUUCAGCAUCUCCAGAAUCUUUCCUGCUUAAAAUUGUGGCACAAUAACAUUGCUUAUAUUCCUGCCCAAAUUGGGGCGUUAUCUAAUCUAGAGCAGCUGUCUUUGGACCAUAAUAAUAUUGAGAAUCUGCCCCUGCAGCUUUUUCUAUGCACCAAACUACAUUAUUUGGAUCUAAGCUAUAACCACCUGACCUUCAUUCCAGAAGAAAUCCAAUAUUUGAGUAAUUUGCAGUACUUUGCUGUGACCAACAACAAUAUUGAGAUGCUACCAGAUGGGCUGUUUCAGUGCAAAAAGCUGCAGUGUUUACUUUUGGGGAAAAAUAGCCUGAUGAGCUUGUCCCCUCAGGUGGGGGAGCUGUCGAACCUUACUCACCUGGAGCUCAUUGACAAUUACCUGGAAACACUUCCUCCCGAACUGGAAGGAUGUCAGUCCCUCAAGCGGAGCUGUCUGAUUGUCGAGGAGAAUUUGCUCAGUACCCUUCCUCUCCCUGUCACAGAACGUUUGCAGACCUGCUUGGAUAAAUGUUGACCUAAAGACAACAUGAUUCCUAAAAGUGUGCCCCAGGGCUUUAAAUGAGAACUAAAAUUUCCUAACUUAUAAAGAUUUUAAAAAUGGGUAAUAAUAAUGACUAAUUAUAACCGAAUGUCUUAUUAAAGCAACUCAGUGUGUAGCCCUAAAUGAAACAGGUAAAAAGUGUGAACACUGAACUGAGCAUUGUGAAUAAUUGGUCUAUGGCUUACUGACUUGUAAGAAACACACUUUGAGUGUAUUUCUACCUUGCAGCUAUUACCUUGAAGAUUAAAUAACUCUUCCCUCUCCCUCCCCAGCCCCCAUUACUUAUUUGCACACAUGUUUUAACUGACUUCCUGUUUGGAGAUUUAUCACCCAGACCGUACACUCAUCAAUAUAAAUUUCCUUGAUGCACACUCAAAGCUGUCUUUAUGUUCUUAAUUAUUUGUAGGCAGGGUGUCUGGUGCUUGGCAGAAUUCCUUCUUGCUUGUGUCUUCAUCUGCUUUUCUCUUAACAGUAAUGAACCCUGAGAAAGUGCCUGCUCUUGGCCUUUGCCUAGGACAGGAGCAAGGAUACUUAGGACACGAGGCCCUUGGGACAUCCUGAAAAUUAACGUAUUCUCUCAGAUGUCUUCUUGUGUAUCACCAGAGCCAUUUUUAAUUUGCUAUUAAGUUUUUAUAUUAAAUGUAAAAAAUUUUUAUUGUAUAAUGAAUUCAAAAUCUGUGGGAAUCAUGUUUGUAAGGUACAGAGAACACGCGCAUUUCCCUAAGAAUUUACUACUAACGUACUUGAUUUUGGCUGCUUAGGAUUCUCAUGUUUGUGUGCACUCUCCAAAAUGUUUUUGUACUCUGCAGCUAAUUACUUUUGGGUAACAAAAGCCUUGUGUUUCAUGCCCUAAAAUAUUUAGGGGUUUCCUUAUAAGAGGACGGCCGUAUCAUCUACCUCUCUCUUCCCUUGUUGCUGUGCUUAUUGUACGGGUACAAUUCUUAGUUACUUCAGAAACUGUGAUGGAGGGGAGAGGUAGAGAUUUGGAUCUUUAAAAUUGACUGCAAAAUACUUUGUAGGAAUUAAGAGUUAAAGCAAAAUACUUUCUUCUCCGUCUGCAUGAUCUAUGGAUAUGAUUAUAAUGUAAAACACUCAGCCUCUAUUCAGUGUUAAAGAUGAGUUCUCAAAGCACACAAAGAAAUAAAUCCAUUUAACUGGAAUUCAUUUCAUGCCUUUGUUUAACUUUUCUGGAAUACAUUUUGCUCCUUUUUAUAAAGGGUUUUUGUGUUUGGCCUUUUAUCCUGCAUAUUGUAAAAUGAAAACCAACUGGCUCAUUUUAGGGAAAUAUACACUUGUAAUGUGUUUUUCUCGAAUGAGCGUUGGCAUCUGAUUUUGAAUGUAACUAUGAAGUAAUCUAUUCACCGCACCUAGACAAAGCUGGAAAACACUAAGGGUAAAGAGUACCUUCAGCAUGGAGCUGCCCUGUGUCCUGUUUUUGUUGCUUUGCCCAUUCCAAAAAGAUGAAAAGUGAGUCUUUAUAACAAAAUGUAGCUUCCCUCACCUGCCACACACACCUGGACUGAAUCUCAGAGCAAAGAAUUGUUUGCAUCAAAUGAAUUUGAAUAUUAACUAUAAAAAUUAUAAAACACCAAAGGCUGCCUGAACCUUACUAUUUAUCCUGAAUGAGAAGGAAUGGUGUAAAAAUGUAAUUCUUACCAAAAUUUGCCUUUAGUCAGAAUACUCAUGUUCUCAGGGACCCAGGCAUAACUGAUGAAACUGUCUUCUAGGACUUCAGAAAACAGAUUCUGACUAUAUCUAGGGUUUUUUUGUGGGUUUGGGGGGGAUUUUUUGGUCAUUUUCAUAUUUUUAAUAUGAGUUGAUGGUCAUUUAAUGUUUCACAAUAGAAUUGUCAUGUGUAUCAAUUCAGUGUUAGAAUUAUCCUAAGUUUUGGACAUGAACAUGAUAACAUGGAGAGGUAUUUAAAUGUUCUUGGAACGUAAAUAUUUUGGACAGAUAAUUAGCCAUAAUUUGUAUGAAAAAUUUCUUUUUUCUAAAGAAUAGAUUUCAAAACAAAUUUUAGACUGUUACCCUUUUCUUGACAAACUCGAACUUCUCCAUGGCUCGUCACAGGUUUUGUUCACGUGCAAAACUCAUUGGCUAAAUCUUCCUUACCAGCUCUCUCAAUUCCUGGAAACAAGUUACCAUCAGGAUUAAUAAUGAAUGUUGUAAGCUUCUUUCCAAACAUAAGAGUGUAGUAACUGGUGCAAACUCUGUUCUUGAUGCCAUAGUUUUUAGGUUUAUUUUUUAUUUCAACCUUACACACCAGUGUUUAGGUAGCUUUUGAAAUGACAUCGCACCAAUGCCGUGAACUCUGAGACCACCACUUGACACACAAAAGGAGUUCGAUGCCACCUUUCCUGAAUUGUUGGAGCAGAUCAUUGUAUAAGUGUUCCUAUUCACUUAAGAGGAUUUUAAAUGAAGAAAAUGAUGUUUGUUCACUCAAAAUUGUGAGACUGUAGUUGGCAUUUGAUUUCUAAGAACAUGCUGUACAUUUUCCAAAAAAUAAAUAUGGAUGCUAUUCAGAACAAA
This is a messenger RNA of Miniopterus natalensis, 5166 nucleotides long. It is a transcript of the gene LRRC8B, whose product is annotated as leucine rich repeat containing 8 VRAC subunit B. Gene Ontology annotation, molecular function: protein binding. The record is from RefSeq and is a predicted model, not a curated record. Lineage: Eukaryota; Metazoa; Chordata; Mammalia; Chiroptera; Miniopteridae. Gene Ontology annotation, cellular component: extracellular matrix.